AUGUUCGAACAACCAUCGUCGACGACUAACACCACUACGAGCUCUGGUUCUGGCUCCGAACCUAACCACUAUUUCGAGUUAGGCGGACCCAGAACACCAGCCAACCAAUCACAUCAAACGUCUGUAAUAGUUCAACCCGGACAACACCAUCUGCAUAAUCCACAAACUAACACAUCUCCAUUGACACCGUGUACUCCCUACUAUCCUACCAAUGGAUAUGGAUUCCCAUCAUUGUUUCUGGGAACUGACUUCUUGCAGCAGGUAUGA
Molecule: messenger RNA, 267 nt
Organism: Caenorhabditis briggsae
Lineage: Eukaryota; Metazoa; Nematoda; Chromadorea; Rhabditida; Rhabditidae
Exons: 1
Coding region: 1-267 (88 amino acids)
Source: RefSeq, a predicted model, not a curated record